Molecule: messenger RNA, 650 nt
Organism: Dipodomys ordii (Ord's kangaroo rat)
Lineage: Eukaryota; Metazoa; Chordata; Mammalia; Rodentia; Heteromyidae
Product: glutamine--tRNA ligase-like
Exons: 6
Biological process (GO): glutaminyl-tRNA aminoacylation
Cellular component (GO): cytosol; aminoacyl-tRNA synthetase multienzyme complex
Molecular function (GO): glutamine-tRNA ligase activity; ATP binding
Source: RefSeq, a predicted model, not a curated record
GCUAACAAUGGUAUCUGUUUUCUGCGCUUUGAUGACACCAACCCUGAGAAGGAAGAAGCAAAGUUCUUCACUGCUAUCUCUGACAUGGUAGCCUGGCUGGGGUACACCCCUUACAAAGUGACGUAUGCUUCUGACUAUUUUGAUCAGCUGUAUGCCUGGGCUGUGGAGCUCAUUCACAGGGGUCAGGCUUACGUGUGUCAUCAGCGAGGGGAAGAACUCAAAGGUCAUAACCCUCUUCCUUCCCCCUGGAGGGACAGACCCAUUGAGGAAUCACUGCUGCUCUUUGAGGCCAUGCGCAAGGGCAAGUUUUCCGAGGGGGAGGCCACACUUCGGAUGAAGCUGGUGAUGGAGGAUGGCAAGAUGGAUCCUGUAGCCUAUCGAGUCAAAUAUACCCCCCAUCACCGCACAGGGGACAAAUGGUGCAUCUACCCCACUUACGACUACACACACUGCCUCUGUGACUCCAUUGAACACAUCACCCACUCACUCUGCACCAAGGAAUUCCAGGCCCGACGAUCUUCCUACUUCUGGCUAUGUAAUGCACUGGCCGUCUAUUGCCCUGUUCAGUGGGAGUAUGGCCGCCUCAACCUCCACUAUGCUGUUGUUUCUAAGAGGAAGAUUCUCCAGCUCGUAGCAACUGGUGCUGUGCG